Messenger RNA from Labrus mixtus (cuckoo wrasse), 6755 nucleotides. It is a transcript of the gene c23h4orf54, whose product is annotated as chromosome 23 C4orf54 homolog. The record is from RefSeq and is a predicted model, not a curated record. The coding region runs from base 16 to 4518 and encodes 1500 amino acids. The transcript is spliced from 2 exons. NCBI's taxonomy places the organism in Eukaryota, Metazoa, Chordata, Actinopteri, Labriformes, Labridae.
CGUGCGGACUGAGCCAUGAAGACUGAACAAAGCCGCGUGGCGGCACCGGCAGAUCUCCGCGAGGUCAAAGAUCUGCUCCGAAAGCGCGCGUGUCAAAAGGAGGAUGCCCCGGAGAAGCAGGACGAACUCAAAUAUGUGGAUUUGGACUUAGAGGACGUGGAUAAGGGCGGAAUAAUUAGGGAGAAAGACUUUGGAUCUAAUGAAAGAAACCAAAUGUCUGUCGGCGGCUCUGAAGCUCCGCGCGCAACAGAGCCAAACCACAAGUCAUCGGUUAAAACUGAGGUUGAAACGAAGAAGAAAGACAAUUCUGUAGUUGGUAGAUGUUCUAAAGAUCUCAAGGAGUACCCCUCUCAUUCACAAUCUUUACGAGAUCAUCCCUCUGUUACAGCAAAGUCAGAGGAUUGCCUCAAAUCUGAAGACAAAAGCGAGCGCGACAUUGCGCAACAAGAGGAGAAGAAGAAGAAGACAGAGAGAGGAGAGGAGUUACGCUGCCUCCAUGAUGACGAUUAUCUGAGCGGGGGGAGUGAGUCGGAUGAUUUUGAGGAGGAGGAUGAUGUUAGUUUGGUGCUUUCGGACGACUGCGUCCCGUGCGUAACGGAUGACGAGUCCCACUAUAUUACCACGCACGAGAUCCAGCUCGCGGAGCUCUCUGACCAUGAGGGGGAUUACGAUAUCGGAGUGGGCUCCUCCGCCAGCUGGGACAUCGAGGAUGACAACCAGCAGGUGUACUCUUUUGUCGAUUACGCCUCAUUCGAUGGUGAUGGAGCGGCGGAGGGGCGCGCUCAGGACGCAGCAGCAGUCAGCACUCUGCUUGAAAGUGAUCCGAGCGACGCGGCCAAGUUCACCAGCUCAGAUGAGAGUGUGUCAAAGCAGCAGGGCAGUGGCAACGGUGCCGGGCAGAUCCACCUGUCAAUCAGAACCACUUCUCGAGCUAUAAAUGACUCCAGCAACGUCCAAGAACAGAAAAAUAUUCUUUAUCAUGCCAGGCGCGCUGGAGACAUGAGCCGGUAUGUGUUAAGGGGAGUUGAUGGGAAGGCAGAGACGUUGUGUGACAGGGCGAAGUGUUUCAUAGCCGCGCCCGGACGCUUACACUUUGGCCGCAAAUUGAGGAGGGGAAAAGAGGUCACCGAGUACUCCAGCGGUGCGUCCAGUGCUGUCAGCGAGCUGGACGACGCUGACAAGGAGGUGCGCAAUCUGACAGCCAAAUCCUUCAAGAGCCUGGCGUACCCUUACUUUGAUGCCAUUAAUUUCAGCACCUCCAGCGAGUCAUCCGCAUCAGAGCAUGGUUUGGGGAUUAACAGGUGGUCAACGUUUGUCGACCUGAAAUAUGGCAACAUGUCACAGGGAAUGGACCAAAGUGUAGUUUCACAUCAGAACGCCACGGCCUCUUUUGAAAUAGCCAAAAAUGUGGGCAGCAGAGGGUACAAAGGUUUGACACUGGCAAGCAUCAAACCGCCCACCAACAAGAUCUUCACUCUGAAUGGGACCCCCCACAGCGCGUCGAAAAUCGAGCUGAUGGGGAAACUCGGUCAGGGUCACAGUGGGGUGAUCAGACUCACAGAGACUCUGAAUUUUCGCUGUAAUGUCAAAUCGGGGAUGUCUGCAGGAGAAAGGCGCACUAACUUUGCGCAAAAUUCUGCAGGAUCACGUUCCACAGAUGAAGUUACCAACAGUUUGCCAAGCAGCCAGAGGAGAGGGGCCAGCAAGCCUGCCUCUAACGCCAUGGAAGACACACACAAGAAGGCCAUCUUCGCCUCCAGCUUGCUUAAAAAUGUGAUUUCUAAGAAGAUGCAGUUCGAGCAGGAGCGCAAGAUGGAAAGAGGGGAGAUAAGUGAGCCGCAUCAAGCGCCUUCCCCGAGCUUUGUGCACCAGGACAGCGACAGCCACAGGGGGAAGGGGAGCAGGGAGCUGCACAGACAGAGCUCCAGGUUUUCAGAGAGCAGCUCAGACUACACCAUAAUGUGCUUGGAUGAAUUAGGGGACAUCAUUGACAGCGGCUCAUGUGAUACUAAGAGCGAUUCUCGGAGACGAGACGCGGCCGCUCCCGCACUAGAAACUAAUUUAGAGCCGGCAAAUGAAGCUGGAAUCGAUGCUAAAAUAGGCGCAUUGGAAGCUUCCAAAAGCACGCUGCUUCGGAGCCAAAAUAGCGCAUUCAGAUGUUGGAAGGACGAGGAGGUAGAGUUUCAAAAGGAUCAUAAAAACCAUAAAACUCCGGAGGAGAAGCUGCCUUCAGCUAACGACAAAGAAGGCGAGGGGGAUCGGUACUCAUCGGGCAGCAGCAAACUGAUUAAAAUGUCACAUUUGUUUGUGCCAAGUAUCCAACUGCUGCACAGUGACGGAGAAGAGGGGCAGCAGCUGCAGAACCGGAGUUACUCUCCAUGUGAGGACGGAGGAGGAAUAAAACCGCACUCUGACAACACUUUAUUCAUCGCGGACUCGAGGAGUGUGGCUACAUCUAAAUCUCCGGAGAUAAAAAUUAACUUGAGGAGCGUCAGAGACAAUAAAACUGAGCCGUUCGGUGUCUCCAAACUGCGCGCUCCUAAUAUAGGCUGUAACCCAGCCAGCCUCGGCAGAGCAGACGACUCCAAAUGCCAGGCCCUGGCUGCAGCUCUGAAGGGUGAGUGUUCAGACAAAGUGCCGCAUUUCAUGGUUAGAGACAUUAGAGAUAAUAAAGGAAAGUUGCAGACGCCCAUUCAUCAAGUGAGAGACGUGCGCAAACUGGUGAAAAGCUCCUAUCACUUUGUUUCUUUGGAUAACAACGAGAAUAGAUCCGCUGCUGACAGCCACGCAGAGCAGAAGAAGCUAAUGCCCUAUCGGAAUCUAAACUCUGUUUCCCCUAUAGUGAUAAAAUGUCAGUCUGUGAAUACAAACAGCAACGGGAAACAAGACAUUUCUAAAGGGGAGCUGCUUGACUUCGACAGGUCGUCUCCAGAGGGCGCUGUUCUGCAAAAAGCAGCAGGGAGAGUACCCAUAGAUAACCCAAAUAACUCCUCAGAGGGGGGCAGUGGAUUGAGAAUUGAAAGCAACAUGGCUUCAAAGAGGCAGGAAAAACCAUCAGAUAUCACAGAUAAGAAACCUGAAUCCAAGGUGGCGAACCAGGCGGCGUUCGACAAACUCCAGGCGGCAGUGAAAACCAUGGAGCAGCUCUACGUGUUCGAAAGGAAUGAGUGGAAGAGGAAGAACAAGCCCCGGCCGCUGACAGACAGCCAUGUUCUUUCACUGCUCACCAGCGAGGACCAUGAAGGACUGGAGGAGGAGGAGGUCAGAGGGUUCAACAUGGACAGGACAGCCAGAAGAGACUCCUACCCCAACGCCGACAAGACGCCCCCGGCUGUAGCGGCGUCCCCAAGCCUGCCCAGGAGAGACGACAAAGUCUUUCAGACUCCCAAGUCCAUGCAAACAACCGCCAACGCCACAGGUCACAAAAACAUGUUCAGCCUCAGCUCCGGUCUUAAGCCCUCUGCGAGCACAAGGACGACCCAUCCGCCGAAUGCCGCCACACAAACGCCCUUCAACACGAGGAGUUUCACCCCAAAGUCGCCAAAGCUGCCCGUGUCCUUAAAAAGCAGCCAAACAAAGCGGAGUGGACAGGAAGGAGUCGAAACAAGGGAGGUAGAGAGGUCCUUGCAAGAUCUCUGGGGCGCAGACAACGAGAACUACCUAACGAUUCCGGUAAAGUCUCCCGCCAACACCAAGAAACCAGCGCCAUCCGCUGAUAAAACGUCGGUGUACACGUUCACCACCAAGACCAACCCAGCCACCCCUACAGGACAGGUGGGAUCCACCACCAGGGGUCAUGAAGAGUACAACCAGUCCCCAAAGAGAGCCAGCAUCGUCAUGGAGCCGCGACCGCCUGAGAUCCCUCCUGCGACCAUCUACCACUCUUUGCCGUUGGGCAUGAAUGCAAAUCAGCCUCAGUUGUACUGCUUCUCCCCGGCAAUCACUCCCGCUCCCACUCUGGACCCGUUCCAGGCCACGCAGAGGAAGAUGCUCCUGGAUCCCACAACCGGAAACUACUACCUGGUGGACACUCCCGUGCAGCCGACCACAAAGCGCCUCUUUGACCCAGAAACAGGCCAGUACGUGGACGUGCCAAUGCCGCAGCCUCCUAUGACGCCGGUUCCCAUGCCUAUCUCACCGUUGGCCCUCAGUCCAGGAGCGUAUGGACACACCUACAUGAUCUACCCGGGCUUCAUGCCGACGCCGUCCGUGAUCCCGACGAGGACACUGGUGCAGUCGCAGAUGUCGAUGCAGUCGGAGGCCGAGAGCGUGGAGAAGGCUUCGUCGCAGCAGUUGGAAGGCUUGUACAUGGAGAGUCCCUUCUACAUGUCGACAGGAAAGUCUCCUCAGGUCGCCACCGGGUUUCAACCGCAGGCCGCCGCCACCAGCAGGCCAACACAGGGGUUCUCCACCAUCCAGCAGCCUGUCAUCAGCAUCACCUCCCAGCAGGGUCCGCGGAUCAUCGCCCCGCCCUCUUUUGACGGGACUACCAUGAGCUUUGUGGUGGAGCACAGAUAGACGGCAGCCUACCUGGACAGGGCUGAUCUCUGAGUGGACGCAGGACAUCUCUGCAUCUUUGAUCAUGUACGUUUGUUUCUGUUCUUGAGCUGGAAGAGAUGGAUCAGAGGGAGGCCUCUUUACAUCCUAUUUCAGCUUUUCAAACUUGUAUAAGAUGUGUAUAAAAUGUGUAUUUCCUGUUGUUUUUCAGAAGAAUUCUUUACUUUAACUUGUUGAGUUUUUUGUAUUUUGUUUCAUUUUCAUUUUUAUAUCGGCCUGAUAUCUUCACACAUGAACUUAUAAUCAUGAAUUCAGUUUUUUAAAGAUCUCCUGUGUUGGGGGAUUUGAAUCAUGACAGCAUUAGUUUGAUCUGCCUGCUCCAGUUAUAAGUUAUUUAAGCAUCUUUCUAAAUAUGAAACAUGUAAAAUGUGUUGAACAUGUGUAGACGCAGACAUCCUCGAGAACUCUCAUCACGCUCUCUUCCUGCACAUGAACAGGAUUUUUAUUAUGCUUUAAAACUUGUUGUUACUCCAAUCAAAUGUAUGAAUGAGAGGAAUUCGUAAUGAUUUGCUGUUACCGGGCAGGAGGGGCAAAGAGAGACCUCGAGGAUGACUUCUUUUUACGACCUUUGUGUUUUCUGUCGAACUCUUUAUUUUGACGUGUUUAAGUUUUGUACUUUAAAUAUUUAACGGACUCUGGAUCUGCUGGACAGUCCAUCCUUCUUCGAUAUUCAGUCGAUCGUUUCUCUUUUUCAGAAACUUGAUCCACCAACCCGACAUGAAACGUUUAUUUUUCAUAAACACUGCAGUGACAGGAAAUGACACUCGUGAACAUUUUUUAUGGAUUGUCUAAUUAAAAAAUGUUUUUGCUAAAAGGUUAAAGUUUGAAUUAUUACAGUGGCCUUGGUUUGUGGGCUCUGCAGCACUUUGAUAGUUUCUUUUUUUUGUUGUUGCUGUAGUUUUCUGAUGUGCAUGGGAGAGUCUGCAAUAAAUUACAAGAACUACGGUGGUCCUAAGCAGACGGAUAUCCAGACAUUUUAUUUUGUUCAGUUGUACCGUUGUUUUCUCAUCUUGUUUUACUUUGUUACUUCACUUAUACAGUUUUUUUUUCAAUGCAUGACAAAGAGCGAAUUUAUCGAGAUCUCAAGAAAAUGUCUGAGAUUUACUUAUUUUCCGAGGGACACCAGCGUUGUUAUCCCAAGAUAAAAAGAUAAAUAAGUGCCCGUCGUCUGGUGUUCUCCUUCAGAGUGUCUGCUUCUUUUUCCAAUUGUUCCCAAUGAGGAGAGGCCCAGCAUCCAGUGUCCUUUUUCUGAGCGCUCUACCUUUUCCACUCAAAGCGCUUUUAGCUGAAAGUCUUUCAACUUUUCAGAAGGGCGCUGUUGAAGUCACUGGCGCUCUUUGCAAAAAUAAAUGAUGAUCCCUGUAUUUUUGUCUCCUACUGAUCGCGAAGUGUCCAAACAUCCUCCUAUCUCCGUGUCUGAUCGGAGCUGUGAUGGCGAGGCCGUCAUUAUAAUCGAGCUCAUCAUCCAGACGAAGUAGGAGGGCGAGCAUCCUCCAUUUGAUGCUCGUAGAGAAGGGGUAAAAAUCUCAAAUAUAAAACAUGCAGUAAAAAAGCAACAGAGCAGUAACGGUCAAACAGCGGCCGUUUUCAUAGAGACAGGACGCACGUGCAGCGCUUUAUUGGCAGCACACACAUGCCACCUGGUAAAAAAUCACCAGGUGGACACGGGCCCUUCGUCUAGAUCUCGAGAAAACAACCGAAAUCGACUAAUCGUUGCAAAAAUGAAGCAAAAUAAAAUGUAUGGAAGCAUGUCCACUUUGGGCUUCCAUAAGAACUGCUUAAUUUUUACAAGAUGAAAUUGUACAAAAGUGUAAAUACUUUCUUCCGCAGGUCUCAGGGUUAGACCUUGUGUUGUUUAACGUCACCGUGUUGUCCCGGGACGUCUGCACCCGGACCGAGAGCGGACAUUGUGAAGGUCACAGGAAGUAGAUGGAAGAGAAAACAGGGAGGAUGUUUUAUGACUUUUAUUUUGAAGGGACUUUUAUGUGGAGUGAAACGGGGAAUGUACAGAUGGAGAAAUGUUGGUUUGGAGAAACGAAAAGAUGAAAUAUGGAAGACAAAGUUUUAAUGUUUAACUUUGACGUUUUGUGCAAAUGUACAGUCGAGGCUUACGUUGAGUUCAGGAACACUGCAAGGCGUGUUUCAUGAAGUGUCCAUGAUUAAUGUGUUUGUGAACAUGUAAUAAACCUAAAACCCUU